AUGAACAAGAUAACAGAGACACCCCGGCUUUACCAUUAUAUUAUGGAAGAUCUUAGUGACCCACGGACCGCGGAUUGGUUCAUGGUACGGUCCCCAGUGCCUCUCUUUCUGAGUAUAGCUGUAUAUCUGUAUUUGGUGAAGAUGGGGCCUGUCUGGAUGCAGUCGAGGAAACCAUACGAUCUAAAGAAUAUAAUGAUCUUCUAUAACUUCUGUAUGGUGACACUUAGUGCUUAUAUGUUUUAUGAGACUCUGGUGACUGCCUGGUUAAAUCCAGAUUUCAGCAAAGUGUGUCAGCCAGUUGACUAUUCUAACAAUCCACAAGCAUUAAGGUUGGCAAAUGUGAUUUGGCUUUACUACAUAUCGAAACUAAUAGAAUUUCUUGACACGGUGUUCUUUGUGUUGAGGAAGAAAAACAACCAAAUUACCUUUCUUCAUGUAUAUCAUCAUGCCAGUAUGCCUUUCUGGUAUUGGCAGGGGGCAAAGUUCGUUUCCGGUGGAGAAUCAUAUCUUGUCGUUAGUUUGAACAGUUUUAUCCACGUCAUAAUGUAUACGUAUUACUUACUGGCGGCUUUCGGACCCUCCAUGCAAAAAUAUCUCUGGUGGAAAAAGCAUAUGACAAAACUUCAGCUGAUACAGUUUGUUUGGUUUGUGUUACAUGCUUUACACACGUUGUAUAUUGGAUGCGGGUUUCCCAGGGCUUAUCUGAUGUGCCAGCUUCUGGUAGCUUUCUCCCAGCUCGUCCUUUUCCUUAACUUCUACACACAAACCUACUCAAAAUCAAAUCAAAGAGAAAACCAAGUCAGUUCUAAUGGGAUAUCCACGGAAAAGAAACUAAGUUGAUAGUGUUGAUAGUAUACUAGUACUUCUGAACAGCACCAGCUAUACUCAAAACAGUCACAGAUAUCGGUGUCCAUAAAUACAGAAAAGAAAAUGUUCACCAUUAAAGUAGUUAUCAGUUGAGGAAGGUAUAUGUUAGUUUUGUAAGAUCAUGAAGGAAUGACCUUACACUUUUUACCCAGGCAUUUUCACUAAACACGCUAUAAAAUAUGCAUGGAUGCAAAUUAAGUGUCUGGUCACAUCCUUCUGAAUCACAGUACUUACAUUUACAUUCCAACUAUUCAUUUACAAUUGUACUUCAAUAAAACAACCAGUAGUUGACGAAAUUUUUUAAGUCUAAAGUUUUUCCCAUUUUUCUUUGGCAUUACAUGUAAUAUGUAUUUAUUAUUGGUACACUACUUCAGAAGGAUGUCAAUUUUAGCACUCACUGCUUCACAAGAAUCAAAGAAGAAAAUCACAACUGAGAUAUUUAAAUGUGGAUGAACAUUCCUCAAGUUUCUGUAUGAAUGUACCAUUAUCACCAUCAGUGAUUCUUAAGUUAUGAGAGUUUGCAUGCGUGUAAAAGUGUUCAAAUGAUGAAAA
Saccostrea echinata is the source of this 1419-nucleotide messenger RNA. Its product is annotated as elongation of very long chain fatty acids protein AAEL008004-like. Gene Ontology annotation, biological process: sphingolipid biosynthetic process; fatty acid elongation, monounsaturated fatty acid; very long-chain fatty acid biosynthetic process. Bases 1 to 840 code for a protein of 279 amino acids. NCBI's taxonomy places the organism in Eukaryota, Metazoa, Mollusca, Bivalvia, Ostreida, Ostreidae. Gene Ontology annotation, molecular function: fatty acid elongase activity. Gene Ontology annotation, cellular component: endoplasmic reticulum membrane. The record is from RefSeq and is a predicted model, not a curated record. The transcript has 7 exons.